GGGGCACCCGCGCCCCGGCGGCCCCGUCCGCGCUUCGGCCCCUCAGCUGGGGGCAGCGCAACCGGCCGGCGCCCCCGCCCUGCCCGGGGCCCAGGCCCGCCCGGAGCGCUCGGCCUCCCGUCAGGGGCCGCCCCCGCGGGGCCCCGCCGGGCUGGGGGAGGCCCCAGGGGUGGCUCGGCGCGCCGGGCGCUCCCGCAUUUUUGUCACUGGAGGGCAGCCCAGCUGGGGCUGGGCCGCGGGACGGCCGCGCUCCGCCGUUUCCGCGGCCUUUUCCCGGCGGGAGGCGGCUCGGCGGCGGCGCCUGCGGGCGGGCGGUCCCGCUCCCUGAGCGACGGCGCACGGGGAGCGGCGGCGGGGCCAUGGCGAGCCGCCCGCUGUACUACGUGACGCCGCGGCCGCCCAUCCACGCGCAGGCGGCGGACGAUGACGCAGCGGAAGCGGCGGGCGAUGACGCGGCGGAAGCGGCGGGAGCCGGGUCCGCCCCGCGGCUCGGGCGGCGGGAAGUGAGGUUCGCGGAGACGCCCCCGCCGCGGGAACGCGGCAGCUUCGGCCCCGCGCGGAGCGGAGCGGCAGCGGACGGGAUGGUGGGGGGCAGCGACGGGCAGGCUCCGCCGGGCGGCACCGAGCUGAAGUGCAGGCGGAAGAGCUCCCGGUUGGCGGCGGCGCAGGCGGAGGAGGCGGAGGCCGAGGCUGAGGCCGAGGCGGGGGCCGAACCCGGGCCCGGAGAGGCGCUGGAGGGUGACGAGCAUGACUUCGGGAAUCCAGACUCCUUGACUCGACCCCCUAUCAAAGCGCACAGAUCGCCAGGCAGUUCUUCAAUUUCCUUUCUUCAAGAGAACACAAUAAAGGAAAAAGCAAAUGCUUAUGACAGUAACGAACCUGAGGAACCAGCAAGGCAUCAACCAAACCUUUAUACGCCAUUAAAAGAAAGAAAGGCCGACUUUCUUGAGAAGAAUCAAGAGCAUCAGUCAACUACAUUACAGAGCAGAAGAAAAUUUCGAGACCAGCCCAGCACAGGGAAGAAGUCACAGCCUUUGGCCAAAAAUGAUGGUGAAUCACAGAGUGGAUUUCACAAGAGCUGGACUUUGUUACUGGUUCUGUUGAUUAGUGUCCCGUUGCUUUAUGUCCUGUGGAGUGGAAUACCAAGUCUUCUGGAUGUAACUUUGUCAAGUAGAGAUACUCAAAUUCUACAGGCGUUUCGGGCCCAGAUGAAGAAACUAAAAAAUACUUACCAAAGUCAGGACCCUAACCUGUGGAAAAGAACCCACGUGUUCCUUGAGAAACACCUUAAUUCUUCCCAUCUGCAUUUGGAGCCAGCCAUCUUACUGUUCACCGCUGGCCAAGAAGCUGAGAAAGCACUGAGAUGCCUAAGUUAUGAGAUUGCCGAUGCUUUUGCCUUUUCCCAGAAUGCUACUACAAUCAAAAUCAAUGGGGCAGACAAAGCCAUAUUAGACAGUGACAUUGUCAAGCUGGAGGUAGACAAUGAGCUCAGCUCUGGGUUCAGAGAAGGCAAGAAGGUAGCAGUGGUGCAUCGGUUCGAGUUACUGCCCGCAGGCUCCACCUUAAUCUUUUACAAGUACUGUGACCAUGAAAAUGCAGCAUUUAAGGAUGUGGCUCUGCUGUUGACAGUUCUCCUGGAUGAGCAGUCGCUGAGAAAGAGCCUCACCUUGCAAGAAGUUGAGGAGAAAGUCCGAGAUUUCCUCUGGGAGAAGUUCACCAGUUCAGAUGUUCCUAGUUCUUACAAUAGUAUGGACACAGAUAAGCUGAGUGGACUGUGGAGCCGUAUUUCUCAUCUUGUGUUGCCUGUUUGGCCUGAAAAAGGCCUCCCUGUGGAGGGAUGCAGAUAAAAGUAAUUGGAGAGGACUGGGGAAAGGAACAAGACAGCAAAUGUGUGUAGUGAUGGCUGAACAGGGGAGAUGUCCUGUGGCAGCUGAGCUCAGGCAGCAAGCAGUCCUUUCUGUGCAAAAUAAAUCUACCAGCUGGCAGGGUUGUUUCUGCUAAAGUAACCAGGACUUCUCUAAGUCAGCGGCAGAAUGUAAGCAAGGAACUUGCUAGGUGUUGGUAAGUUGUGUUCAGUGACUUAUUCAGGCUUGUCAUCCUGGAGCUGAAACUAAGUGCAGAACCACUCAUCUGCUCCUAGAGCUGCCUUGGUGCAUUAUUGGCUUUUCUAUGAGGAUCCUUUUCUGGUGGUGCAUAAAGCUGGUAUUGUGUUUGACAAGGUAACAGGGUGCAAAACCAUCACCUACAUCUGUCACAAUUACUUACUUUUCUUCUAACAUGAGAAAGAACAUAAACUGCAAAUGAUGGUAAGGUGAUGUGUGAGUCUUAAGCACAAACUUUUUCUUGACCUGUCUGAUCAUAACAUAGGUGUCAGCUCUCUCUGACUUCUAGAAAUGGCAAAAUUGCUCAAAAGAUUUGUAAUUUGCAGAGAACCUUUCAGCAAUUGUUUCUUCCUUAAAUGAGCCUGCCCCAAACAGUUCUGCAGAGUGGCAAUAGCUGAGGUAUGAAGGAUUGCUUGACGUUGGUAGUACUGAUGUCAGGUAAGUAAUCUCUCAGCACCUCUUUGCCUCGCUGCUUCCAGGAACUCUCUGCUCUUUGUCAAAGUUCUGCAAGUCUUAAAAUUUUGGGGGAAAUGAUAAAAUGUCAGCAAUGUGUAUGUACUAAAGACCUCUUACAUCUCCUUUCCAAACAAAAGCUUAGGAAGAUGUAGGUUCUUUCUCAUUUUAAUAAGAUAACUAUUUUUGCAUCAAGAGAAUUUAUUUAUUUGUGGAACUUGUUAUCCUAGAAAAAUAACCUUUCCUUGCGUAUCUGUGUAUAACCUGCUGCUUGCUGUAUAAGCUUCUAGUGAAGAACAGGUUUACAAUGCAUGCUUUUAAAAUACAUUUUUUUUUAGCAUGCGUCGUGCUGAAAAUCCCUCGCACCAGACUAAAAACCUGUACCUAUUUCUAUUUUGUGUAAAAAAAAAAAAAAAAAAAAAAAUAAAGAAAA
Molecule: messenger RNA, 2988 nt
Organism: Columba livia (rock pigeon)
Lineage: Eukaryota; Metazoa; Chordata; Aves; Columbiformes; Columbidae
Product: torsin-1A-interacting protein 1
Exons: 6
Coding region: 360-1847 (495 amino acids)
Biological process (GO): membrane organization
Cellular component (GO): membrane
Molecular function (GO): ATPase activator activity
Source: RefSeq, a predicted model, not a curated record